AUGGCAUCUCCGCAAACAAAGGACGACAACAAGACUCCUGAGGCGACUGACCAUGCCGCCGGCACCAGCUAUGUGUAUGACGAGGGCGCGGUCGAGGAUGUUGACGAGACCUACCUCCGCGCCUCAAAGUCGACGAAGUUCUAUAGAGGCGUGUUAUUCCAGAUGAUCCUUUUUGGGGCUCUGUCCUUUGUAGGCCCAGCAAUGUCCGACGCCAUCUCCAACCUCGGAGGCGGUGGCCUCUCGACUCCGUACUUGGCCAACUUGGCGACUGCACUCAGCUACAUGGCUGGUUGCAUAGUCACCGUCUUUGGCGGACCUCUGAUUAACAAAUUUGGCAUCAAGUGGUCUUGCAUUAUCGCCGCUGUGACCAUGCCUCUUGCUGGUUCGGCCUACUACGUGAGCGCCAAGUAUUCAGUAGACUGGUAUCUGCUCUUUGCCAGACUUCUUGGAGGGUUCACCUCUGGCUUCCUCUACGUUGCCGAGACGGCCGCUAUGCUGUCGUACCCGAGUGCAAAUGACAGAGGGUUCUACUUGGGUAUCUGGUCUGCCAUGCGAAACUCUGGCAGCGUCAUGGGAGGCGCCAUCAACUUCUCAACCAACUACUCCAAGGCCAACGCGGGAGGCAUCGCAUGGUCCACAUACCUUAUUUUUGUCGGCUUUGAAUGCACUGGAACAAUCUGGGCCGUUCUUCUGUCUCCGACCCAGCGCGUACGACGCCGCGACGGCACAAGGAUCCCCAUGGCCAGCAGCAUAAGCUGGAAGAGAGAGCUCGUUGCGUUGUGGAGGCACUUGCAGCGCAGAAAGACGUGGCUCAUUUCCAUCCCCGCCUUCUACUCCUUCUUCUAUGGCGGAACCAUGGGCACCUAUCUAUCUCUGCACUUUUCAGUCCGAGCGCGCGCACUAUCGUCGCUCAUCUGUCCGGCAAUCACCAUCGUCAUGGUUCUCGGCUACGGGAAGCUGUUGGACAGUUCCCGCUGGUCACAAGCCAGGCGGGCGUGGAUCUCUUUCGCAAUCUGGGUCAUCCCUCAGGCCAUUUGCUUCAUCUGGAUCGGCAUCGAAUACCACAAGUUCGGCGGAGACCAGAUCGAUAAGGGCCUCGACUAUGAGUUGCAUACCAGGAGAUGGGCGGAAGCCUACCUUCCCUAUCUCAUCAUGUUCUCGACCGGGUACUGGACCCAGCUGUCCCUGUACUGGAUCCUCGGCACGUUUUCCACGGACGUGGGAUCCGCUUCCCGCUCGGGCGGCCUGUUCCGGGCCUUUGAGACUGCCGGCCAGGCCGUCUCGUACGCUCUGAACUCCAAGACCAGCGCCGAUCCCAGGAUUCCAUUCUACGUCAAUGCCGCGCUCAUGGUCGUCACCAUUCCGUGCAUGGUUUUCCUUAUCCGGCUGGUCCCGGAGGCGCCUGCUACCACUGAUAUAGAUGCGGGCGAUGUUGUUGUAGUUGAGGGGGAACGAGACCCGGAUAACAAAUAG
Messenger RNA from Colletotrichum orchidophilum, 1473 nucleotides. RefSeq names its product major facilitator superfamily transporter. The record is from RefSeq and is a predicted model, not a curated record. The transcript has 8 exons. NCBI's taxonomy places the organism in Eukaryota, Fungi, Ascomycota, Sordariomycetes, Glomerellales, Glomerellaceae. Gene Ontology annotation, biological process: transmembrane transport. Gene Ontology annotation, molecular function: transmembrane transporter activity. The coding region runs from base 1 to 1473 and encodes 490 amino acids.